GGAAACCUCAGAGCCCCGCGGAGGAGACAGCAGCCGCCUUGUUCCACAGCCCCGGUGGCUCCCCUCCCAUCCCCCUGCUCUCCCAGGGUCCAGACACCACCGCCCCACCCCUCAAGCCCCACCUCUCUGGGGGAUCCUUUCCGCCCCAGCCCUGAAAGCGUUAACCCUGGAGUUUUCUGCACACCUCCCACCGCUCCCGCCCAAGCUUCCUAAAAAAGAAAGGUGCAAAGUUUGGUCCAGGAUAGAAAAAUGACUGAUCAAAGGCAGGCGAUACUUCCUGUUCCCGGGACACUAUAUAUAACGUGAUGAGCGCACGGGCUGCAGAGACGCACCGGAGCGCUCGCCCAGCCGCCGCCUCCAAGAGCCUGAGGUUUCCAGGGACCACAAUGAACAAGUUGCUGUGCUGCGCGCUCGUGUUUCUGGACAUCUCCAUUAAAUGGACCACCCAGGAAACAUUUCCUCCAAAGUACCUUCAUUAUGACGCAGAAACUUCUCAUCAGCUGUUGUGUGACAAAUGUCCUCCUGGCACCUACCUAAAACAACACUGUACAGCAAAGUGGAAGACCGUGUGUGCCCCUUGCCCUGACCACUACUACACAGACAGCUGGCACACUAGUGACGAAUGUCUAUACUGUAGCCCUGUAUGCAAGGAGCUGCAGUACAUCAAGCAAGAGUGCAAUCGCACCCACAACCGCGUGUGCGAAUGCAAGGAAGGAAGAUACCUUGAGGUAGAGUUCUGCUUGAAACAUAGGAGCUGCCCUCCUGGAUUUGGAGUCGUGCAAGCUGGAACCCCAGAGCGAAAUACAGUUUGCAGAAGAUGUCCAGAUGGGUUCUUCUCAAAUGAGACGUCAUCUAAAGCACCCUGUAGAAAACACACAAAUUGUAGUGUAUUUGGUCUCCUGCUAACUCAGAAAGGAAAUGCAACACACGACAAUGUAUGUUCCGGAAACAAUGAAUCAACUCAAAAAUGUGGAAUAGAUGUAACCCUGUGUGAGGAGGCAUUCUUCAGGUUUGCUGUUCCUACAAAGUUUACGCCUAAUUGGCUUAGUGUCUUGGUAGACAAUUUGCCUGGCACCAAAGUAAAUGCAGAGAGUGUAGAGAGGAUAAAACGGCAACACAGCUCACAAGAACAGACUUUCCAGCUGCUGAAGUUAUGGAAACAUCAAAACAAAGACCAAGAUAUGGUCAAGAAGAUCAUCCAAGAUAUUGACCUCUGUGAAAACAGCGUGCUGCGGCACAUUGGGCAUGCUAACCUCACCUUCGAGCAGCUUCGUAGCUUAAUGGAAAGCUUACCGGGAAAGAAAGUCGGAGCAGAAGACAUUGAAAAAACAACAAAGGCAUGCAAAUCCAGUGAGCAGAUCCUGAAGCUGCUCAGCUUGUGGAGAAUAAAAAAUGGUGACCAAGACACCUUGAAGGGCCUAAUGCACGCGCUAAAGCACUCGAAGACAUACCACUUUCCCAAAACUGUCACUCAGAGUCUAAAGAAGACCAUCAGGUUCCUUCAUAGCUUCACAAUGUAUAAAUUGUAUCAGAAGUUAUUUUUAGAAAUGAUAGGGAACCAGGUCCAAUCAGUAAAAAUAAGCUGCUUAUAACUGGAAAUGGCCAUUGGGCUGUUUCUUUGCAAUUGGCCAGAUCUCAUGGAUGAGUAAACUGUUUCUCAGGCACUUGAGGGGUUCAGUGAUUUCUUUCUCAUCACCAAUGACUGAUUUUGCCACAGAACAUUAAAAGAAACUAGGAUGUGGAGAAAGAACUACUAUCUCCCCAAAUAAACCCCAAAUGGUUAAUCAAACUAUCAGAUCUGGUCCAUUAUCUACUGACUAUAUUUUCCCUUACUACUGCUUGCAGUAAUUCAGAUGGAAA
Molecule: messenger RNA, 1860 nt
Organism: Saimiri boliviensis boliviensis (Bolivian squirrel monkey)
Lineage: Eukaryota; Metazoa; Chordata; Mammalia; Primates; Cebidae
Gene: TNFRSF11B
Product: TNF receptor superfamily member 11b
Biological process (GO): signal transduction
Molecular function (GO): protein binding
Source: RefSeq, a predicted model, not a curated record